AUGUCUCUGCUGGCAGCCGUGCUGCUGCUCUGGGGUGAGACAUCCUGGGAUCCUACCGCUGAAGCUUUCCUAUGGGCAGACGCUCAGUCCCUGCAGGAACCCUGGGCAAACCUGACACUGACAUGUCAGGCUGCGUUCCCUACCAAGGACUUCCAGCUGAUCUUGAAUGGAUGGCGCCAGCAUAGAGUCCACCUCAAUAAACAUGCCAUGUCACACCAGUUCCCACUGGGAGCAAUCACAAGUGAAAACAAGGGAGUCUACCGCUGCCGCUGCGGCGUGGAGCCCCUAACUCUUACAGUGACAGAACUGAACAAGUGGACAAUGCUAAGCAAUCUUGUAGAGGUCACAGGGACAGAGCCCUUGCCUGCACCCUCGCUUUUGGCUGACCCAGUGUCCUGGAUCACACCUCACGUGGCCACAUACCUACUGUGCCACUCUGCAAUGAGGGGUGUAACUUUCCUACUGAGCAAGGAGGAAGAUGAUAAUUUCCUGAGGGUGAGGAAAGCCCAAGACAAUGUAGUAGCCAGGUUUGUAGUCCGACAUCCUGGUAACUACCGCUGCAGCUACCGAACUCACGCAGAAGGCACCCCCUCUGAGCCCAGUGAGACUGUGACCAUCACAAAGUAUGUUAAACCACCUAAGCCCUUGAUGGCUUUCUUGGGAACUUAUCAAAGGAUCCAGGACCCCAGCUCAAAUGCGGUCCUUGCCUGCAAGGCUCCUCGGAAUGUGUUUGAAUUCCAACUCAGGCAAGAUGAGAAGAUCCUAAACAUUCGUGAGGUUAGACCCCUCCGAGAAGUCUCCCUGUACUACCUGAACUUGACAGAGAUGAGUAACCAAAGACCUUUAACCUGCCGCUACCGCCUACACAGAAUGUUGCAUACUUGGUCUGAAGACAGUGAACCCAAAGAGCUAAUGUGGAGUGAUGAGACACAACCCGCACCAGUGCUCACUGCAGAGCCAUCGAGUCAUGACCUUGAACCUGGCUCCACCUUGCAUCUUCGAUGUACUGCACCCAAGGCCGGCCUCCGUUUUGGCCUACUACGUCAAGGUGACACAGAUUACCCCGUGAUCAAGAUACUGAAUCCAUCUGGGACUGAAGCUGUCUUUGAGCUGCACAAUAUCUCAACAAUAGACUCUGGCAACUACAGUUGUGUCUACAUGGAACAGGAACCGCCCUUCUCAGGAUCUGCUCCCAGUGAGGUGUUGGAGCUGCUUGUGAAUGGGCCACCACCCAAGCCAAAGCUUGAAGCUCUGUGGAAAGGCAUUGUUCCCUUGGGCCGUGAAGCCAACUUUCGCUGCCAUGGCCAUGUGGGCAUGGUCAACAUAGAGCUGCUGCGUGAGGGCUUUCACACACCCAUGUGGAUGAAUCAAGCAAUAAAAAGCACCACAGCUGACUUGAAGCUGCCCUUCGUGGGUCCCCAACAUUCAGGCAACUACAGCUGCCGCUAUACAGCCAUGUCGCCCUUCAAAUUUGAGUCCGACUUCAGCAACCCUGUGGAGCUUAUAGUAGAAAGGCUGCGCUCCCGCCCGGGAGCCCAGAGCCGGAUCUACAAUCCCGUUCCUCCCGCUCCGGCGCUUGUUGCUCGCCCGGCCCGAGCGGGAGCUGCGGACCCCGGGAAGCCCAGCUACCUCCUUCUGCUUUCCUCUUCGUGUUCCACCUUCCGGGAGAUCUGCGUGAGGGCUUACAGCAGCGAGCGUGAACAGGCAUUGCCCCCAGCCCCAUCUUCAAUUCUUGGGGCGCUACGCAGCCGCGCGGGGCAGGAAGGGGAGAAAUGCGUCCUUCCCCGCUGCCUAGCUUCGUCCCGGUCCGCGCUGGGAGAGGAGGCACUGCGGAGCCCACACCUGCAAACUCGUCCUAGAAGUCUCAGGGGCUUCUACGUCUGGGCGAGUGAGUCGGCGCAGGUAAUCCGAACCCCAGGGCAGAAGCGCGGGGGAGGAGUCGGCAAGCUGCAGCAAGGACUUGUCGCAGGGUUGGCAGGUAAGGCGCGGGCGGAAGCUGUAGGUGCAGCUGAUGCAAUGGGCUUUGGACGGGGUCAGGUGAUGGCUGGGGUUGGGGAGAGCUGGAGUGGCCAUAUCUCCAAUAAUCGUGACCUAAGAGGUGGAGAAACGCGAGGAAGCUCGCUUCCUCGACUCCCCCUAAAAUGGCUCCAGGUGGCCUUAGCCCCUGCCCCGGGACCAGUGCCAAUGACUCUGCUGGUGGUUUCGCUUUCUCCUCUCGCAGUCCUGUGA
Messenger RNA from Onychomys torridus (southern grasshopper mouse), 2229 nucleotides. RefSeq names its product alpha-1-B glycoprotein (gene A1bg). The record is from RefSeq and is a predicted model, not a curated record. NCBI's taxonomy places the organism in Eukaryota, Metazoa, Chordata, Mammalia, Rodentia, Cricetidae. The coding region runs from base 1 to 2229 and encodes 742 amino acids. The transcript is spliced from 10 exons.